Rhododendron vialii is the source of this 3640-nucleotide messenger RNA. Its product is annotated as retinoblastoma-related protein. Gene Ontology annotation, cellular component: transcription regulator complex; nucleus; chromatin. Lineage: Eukaryota; Viridiplantae; Streptophyta; Magnoliopsida; Ericales; Ericaceae. The transcript has 19 exons. Gene Ontology annotation, biological process: negative regulation of G1/S transition of mitotic cell cycle; cell differentiation; regulation of transcription by RNA polymerase II. Bases 335 to 3409 code for a protein of 1024 amino acids. The record is from RefSeq and is a predicted model, not a curated record. Gene Ontology annotation, molecular function: RNA polymerase II transcription regulatory region sequence-specific DNA binding.
UCCUCAGAACCAAGAAAAAGAGGAGAGAGAGAGAGAGAGAAAUAGGCAGACAAGAUACAUAUAGAGAGAGAAGCAAAGAAAGAGGGAAAAAUAGAAUUUCUCAAAUUCCCUUUUGUUUUUCCUCUGCAUUUUCCUGUUUCAGUUUCCGCUACUGAGAGCUUCAACGUUUGGCUUUGGAUUGUGGUGCAAAACGGCGACUUUUUGAGCUUAUCUUGAAAAGCUAGGGUUUUGUAAUUUAGCUUGGAUCUGGUGGAUCGAAGAAAGGAACCAGAGAUCUGUCUUUGUUUCAUAUCGGCGUUGUCGUUUUGGUUGAAAUCGGUUGCCGUUUCAGUCUAUGAGUCCUCCGGCUUUGAGUAUGGAUGAGCAAAAGCCUUUGGCUUCUUCGGAUAGCGGUAGUCAAGGUUCCGUCGAAGCUCGAUUCGCAGAUUUUUGCAAGAGCGGAUUAUCAUUAGCGGAGAACACAUACACUGAAGCCAUGAAGCUGUUUAGCGAAAGCAAACAUCUUUUAUCUACCAAUGUGUCUGCUAUUGGAACCGGAACGUCGGAAGAAGCAGAACGGUACUGGUUUGCGUUCGUUCUUUAUUCCGUGAGAAGAUUAAGCGAGAGUAACGCGGAUGAUUCAAGUCAGGGUAAUGAUCAAAAUGAAUUCACCUUAUGCCAGAUAUUGAGACUUGCAAAGCUGAACAUUGUGGAUUUUUUCAAGGAACUUCCUCAGUUUAUUAUCAAGUCUGGUCCAAUUUUAAGUAACCAAUAUGGUGCAGAUUGGGAGAAGAGACUCCAGGCGAAGGAGUUGCAGGCAAAUUUUGUGCACUUGAGCCUUUUAAGCAAGUACUACAAACGUGCAUUCAGGGAAUUCUUCUUGACAAGUGAUUCAAAAGUUGGGGAGCAGUCAACUGAUGCCAAUGCUACAGGCUAUGUGUCAGACUACCAUCGAUUUGGAUGGUUGCUAUUUUUAGCACUCCGUAGCCAUGCAUUCAGCCGCUUUAAGGACCUAGUGACUUGCACUAAUGGUUUGGUUGCUAUCUUGGCUAUCUUGAUUAUUCAUGUCCCUAUACGCUUAAGAAAUUUCACGAUUAAUGAUUCUGCUCGAUUUGUUAAGAAAGGAAGCAAGGGUGUGGACCUGCUUGCAUCACUGUGCAACAGUUACGAGACUUCAGAAGAUGAGUUAAGGAAAACACUGGAGAAGGCUAAUGGUUUGAUAGCAGAUAUUUUGAAGAAAAAGCCAUGUCCUGCAUCUCAAUGUGUUACCGAGAAUUUGGAGAAUAUUGACACAGAUGAUUUGAUUUACUUUGAAGAUCUAAUGGAAGAAGCAUCACUUUCUACCAGUUUAGAUAUUCUAGAAAAGGAUUAUGCUGAUGCUACUCGUAACAAGUGUGAACUGGACGAGAGGGUGUUUAUUAAUGAGGAAGAUAGCUUGCUGGCAUCGGGGAGCUUGUCCGGUGGUGCCAUGAAUAUCAGUGGGGCCAAGAGGAAAAUCGACUCAAUAACUUCCCCGGCUAAGACAAUAACUAGUGCGUUGUCCCACUAUGGAUCUCCGUCUGCAUCUCAGCCAAAUGGCAUUCCUUGUACUAGUAACUCGAAGCCGGCAGCUACUCCUGUUACCACAGCAAUGACAACUGCAAAGUGGUUGCGAACAGUUAUUUCUCCACUUCCUCCAAAACCCUCGUUGGAGCUGGAGCGUUUCCUUUCAUCGUGUGAUAGGGAUGUAACUAGUGAUGUGACCCGUCGAGCUAACAUAAUAUUGGAAGCUAUAUUUCCAAGUAAUGGCCUGGGAGAUAGAGGUGUCACUAUAAGCCUGCAAUGUACAAGCCUGAUGGACAGCAUAUGGACUAAACAUCGAAGAUUGGAAGCACUUAAGUUGUAUUACAGGGUUUUGCAAGCUAUGUGUACUGCGGAGGCCCAGAUCCUGCAGGCAAGCAAUUUGACCUCCUUAUUAACCAACGAGAGGUUCCAUAGAUGCAUGCUUGCGUGUUCAGCUGAACUUGUUCUUGCUACACAUAAAACAGUAACAAUGUUAUUUCCUGCUGUAUUGGAGAGAACUGGGAUAACAGCUUUUGAUCUUAGCAAGGUGAUAGAGAGUUUCAUUAGACAUGAGGAAUCUCUGCCCAGAGAAUUGAGGAGACAUCUGAACUCCCUUGAAGAGCGACUUUUGGAGAGCAUGGUAUGGGAAAAGGGCUCGUCAAUGUACAAUUCUUUGACAAUUGCAAGACCAGCCCUGUCCUCUGAAAUAAACCGUCUUGGGUUGUUGGCAGAACCAAUGCCAUCUUUGGAUGCAAUUGCCUUGCAUAUGAACAUUUCUUGUGGAAGCUUGCCAUGUGUGCCAUCUUUACAGAAGAGUGAAAAUCCAACAGGUCAGAAUGGAGAUAUGCGGUCACCGAAGAGAUUGUGCACAGAGUACAGAAGUUUGUUGGUUGAGCGGAAUCCCUUUACAUCACCAGUGAAGGAUCGUUUUUUGGUCUUGAAUAACCUCAAAUCAAAGCUCCCACCGCCUGCUUUGCAGUCUGCAUUUGCCAGUCCGACAAGGCCAAAUCCUGUAGCUGGAGGGGAGACAUGUGCAGAAACUGCAAUUAAUAUAUUCUUUAGCAAGAUUAUAAAGUUAGCCGCAGUAAGAAUCAAUGGAAUGAUUGAGAGGCUACAGCUAUCUCAGCAGAUAAGGGAGAGUGUUUAUUGUCUUUUUCAACAAAUCCUUAGCCAACGGACGACUCUGUUUUUUAGUCGCCACAUCGACCAGAUCAUCCUCUGCUGUUUGUAUGGAGUUGCAAAGAUUUCUCAACUGAACUUGACUUUUAGAGAAAUCAUCGUCAACUAUCGGAAGCAACCACAUUGUAAACCUCAAGUUUUUCGGAGCGUGUUUGUUGAUUGGUCAUCAGCACGGCACCAUGGGAAAACUGGGCAGGAGCAUCUUGAUAUAAUUGCAUUCUACAACGAAAUAUUUAUUCCUGCUGUAAAGCCCCUACUGGUGGAGGUUGCCCCUGUUGGAACAUCUCAAAAAGCUAAUCGAAAUGCAGAUGUUAACAAUAACACUGAUGGUCAAUGUCCUGGAUCGCCUAAAGUAUCCUCCUUUCCGAGUCUUCCUGACAUGUCUCCAAAAAAAGUAUCUGCAGUGCAUAAUGUAUACGUGUCUCCACUUCGGUCAUCAAAGAUGGAUGCUUUAAUCUCAAAUAGCUCUAAAAGCUACUAUGCUUGUGUUGGAGAGAGCACUCAUGCCUACCAGAGCCCUUCCAAAGACCUGACCGCCAUCAAUAACCGUUUGAAUGGUAACCGGAAACUCAGAGGCACUCUCAAUUUCGAUGAUGUUGAUGUUGGGCUGGUCAGCGACUCUUUGGUAGCGAACAGCCUCUACCUUCAGAAUGGUAGCUGUGCAUCAUCAUCAGGUGCACCUGUGAAAUCCGAGCAGUUAGACUCCUAGUUGCUCUUUGUAUAUACAUCUCACUUAUCCUUUGGUUUAGUUUUGCUUUUUCCGUAGUAUGAAGUCGAUACUAGAUGGAAGGGGUUAUUGUAUGAGCGGUUGGUUAUUGUAGAAUAGCAGCCACUAACCCCCAUCCCCAAUUCCCAAGUGCUAUGUCCGUCAGAUUUUAGACCUUUGGAAAUGAUCGGCUCUGAUUAGCUAAUAAAAUUAUGUUUUGCUCCUUGUGGUCAA